Molecule: messenger RNA, 2513 nt
Organism: Nylanderia fulva
Lineage: Eukaryota; Metazoa; Arthropoda; Insecta; Hymenoptera; Formicidae
Gene: mlt
Product: tubulin folding cofactor E like protein mlt
Cellular component (GO): cytoplasm
Source: RefSeq, a predicted model, not a curated record
ACGGACGCGACCGCCGCCACCUCCACCGUUUCUCGGCGGUCGCUCAGCUGUUUCUGUUUACUAAACAAAGGAGAGCCAGUCCGACGCUGGAUGGCGAACGGCGCGUUCGCGCGCGACGUCACUCAACCUCCGCUCGAGGAAUCGACGACGAUUCGAGUCCGCGCAACGCCGUGAAGUUGCUGACGCGGACGCGAAGGAGAGUAUAUCUGUUCUCGUCGAGUCGAAUGCGUAGGAGAUAACUGUCUCGCGCGCCCGCGCGCGCGCGCGUACAAGUGUGCGUGUGCAAUUUACGUAUUUAAGUGCAUGUACCGCGACGGAUGUGUGCAACGACGUUCUGAUCAUCGAGGGCGACCUGCGGAGUACAAGCAAAUGCUGUAAAAAUGCCGUCGUUGCUGGAAGCGUUGGAGCUGAAGUACGGCAGCUCGACGACGGACUGCUCGUUGACGGACGACGAGGCUGAGUCCGGGUCGCCCAAAGCCGCUCUCUCGGUGAGCAUCUUCAUUCCGAAGAAGUCGCCGCGGCACACGGUGCCGGCGUUGCUGGUUCUCCAGGACUGCGACAUCGAGUCCGCGGGCAACGACGCCGAGAAGCUGCGCAGCAAGUGCAAGAACGUCGAGGAGCUCGAUCUCGCCCAGAACAAGCUGUCGCAGUGGACGGAGGUCUUCGGCAUUCUGCAGCACAUGCCCAAGAUCAAGUUCGUCAACCUCAGUUUCAACUGCCUCGCGGAGGUGCUGGACGUCAAACACGGCAACUACGAUCUCCUGAGAAACCUCGUGCUGAACGGCACCAGGGUGUCCUGGUCGACGGUGCAGGGCCUCGUGCGGCUUCUGCGAAACCUCGAGGAGCUGCACUUGUCCUUGAACGAGUACAAAACGGUGGACCUCGAUCACCUCAAGCCGGAGAACGUCAACCCGGCGCUCAAGAAGCUGCACUUCACCGGGAAUCCCGUCGAGAUUUGGAACGAGAUCUCCAAGUUGGGCUAUCUAUUUCCAAACCUGAAGAGCCUCGUCCUCGCCGAGUGUCCGAUCAGAUCGCUCGGUCUGGAGGAAAAUCGGAAUCUGCCUGCCGAGACCGAUCGACGUGCUAAUAAGGAGGAGGAUCGCGGGCAGGACAGCGAGAACAUGAAUCAUUUGGACGCGGACGAGCGCCACACGUCGUCGGCGGACGAAAAGGGAAACCGUAUAUUCGAGAGCAAGGUGAAUUACGACAGAUCCGAGUCGGAGUCGGAGUCGAACGGGACGAGCAUCAAGUCGCCCCACGAUCCUUUCAGGAUGCUGAGGUUCUUGAACGUGAACGGUACCCUGUUAUCGGCCUGGGACGAGGUCGAGAGGCUCGCCAGGUUCCCCGCCCUCAAGUCGCUCAGGAUUCAAGGAUGUCCGCUCUUCGAGAGCCCUCGCGAAUACACGGAGCACGAGAGGCGGCAGCUACUAAUAGCUCGGUUGCCCAACGUCGAGACUUUGAACGGCGGCGGAGUGAUAUCGUCCCAGGAACGCGAGGACGCCGAGAGGGCCUUUAUACGUUAUUACAUGGACAAGCCGGAGGCGGAUCGCCCUGAAAGAUAUUCCGAGCUCGUGGCUAUUCACGGAAAGCUGGACCCCUUGGUGAACGUGGAUUUGACACCGGAGAAGAGGGUCAAGGUCACGUUCACUUACGGAGAUCUCGUCGAGGUACGAUCGGUGGAUGUAUAUAGAACAGUUUUCGAAUUAAAAACCAAACUGGAAAGUAUGGUGAAAAUUCCUGCCAACAGAAUGAGACUCUUCUAUGUUGAUCAGGAAAUGAAGGCGCAAUACGGACCGGAAGAAAUGCUGUAUCCGAAUAAGCAGCUCUACCGAUACAACAUCAGAAACGGGGACGAGAUCAUCAUCGACAGUAAACUGAAUCGAUUCGCGUCGACGUCGUCCACAUCUUCCAUUCGUUCCUGAAGAAGAUCGAGACGCGAUUCGGGCGGUAUUUUGAAGAAAUCCGAUGACUCUUCGGGGAUUUUUUGAUCUCUUACUUAUUGCUUCGCGAUGCGAUUCGUUUGUCGCUGAAUUGUAACGAUGAAGAAACGUUCUACACGAUUAAACGUUGUAGAUCUUGAGAAUCGAAAAUCGUUACAAUCCGUGAUUCGGAAACGUUUCCCUGCAUGAAGAUAUAUGUGAACUAAACAAUUUAGAAGAGUGUUCGAUGUUAUAUUACACAGAAAUAUUUCAGAAAUAACGAGUGAUAUACUACACACGAUAAUGAAUUGGUGAAAUUUUUAGGACGCGAAGUAUCUCUUUAAAAAAAAAAAAAGCUACAUUUUUGCGCAAAUCAUUAACGAAUUAUCGCGAUCGAUAAUGCACUUUAAUCGCAGCAAAGUCGUCUGACGCUAUUUACAGAUAAUUAUUAUAUACAAUUAUUUCUCUGUAUAAGAAACUGAUCCAAUCGUCUUGACGUAUGAACUUAAACUGCUACUAACAAGUCUGGCGCAUGUAGAGAAUCAUUGUUUCCAGUGUAUACAUGUACACUUAGAUAAAGUAGAUGGUCGUCGA